AUGCCAACACUUGAGGAUAUAACUGAUGCAGAGGAUGUGGAUGAUUUGGAUUUAGAUCUUGCAGAGUUUGAUCCAGAUCUCGUUACUCCAGUUGCUCCAAGACAGAGAGAUGAAGUUGACACUAGGGAGAAAGAAUUAGCCAAGAAAGAGGCGGAAAAUAAGGAAAAGGGGAUAGAACCAGAGCAACCACAACUUGCCAAACCGUCAGGGCCAUUUAUUGAUCCAUCUGUAGGUUCGUUUAAUGCACCAGGAAGUGAAACAAAUCCGGAUCUUCCAAAAGUUCUGACCCACCUUUCAGAUGAGGAAAAGAAGCAGCUUGCCACCAUGCAACUAUUGUACCCAUGCUAUUUUGAUGCAAACAGAUCGGUGAAAGAGGGAAGAAGAGCGCCAAUAGAAAAAUGCAUUGAGAAUCCUCUAGGAAAGACGGUGCUUGAUGCAUGCAAAGAGUUAGGGCUUCCAUCUAUGCUAGAGACAGAUAAAUCACAUCCACAAGACUUUGGAAAUCCAGGCAGAGUGAGGGUAGCCUUAAAAUAUAAGGGAAAACCUACAACACCUAAGAUUAAAAGCAAAAGACAACUUAUCUACAUGGUUGGAGAGUAUAUGGUGAAGCAUCCAACAACUUUGGCAUCCGUGAAACUGGUUCCAGGACCUCCGGAGCUAAUGCAAGCCAACUAUAAACCUAUGGAGGUUCCACAAGUGGCUGGCUUCAAGAUGAAUACCAUUGUUCCACUUCAUUCUCCUUUCACUAUGAAGAAUCCAGAGACGGCUGGUGCUUAUUCAAAAAUGCACACACCAGAAGAUACGCAGCCUAAGAAGAUGAAGCCUAAGUUUAAGAGAAUCCGUGUGUAG
Molecule: messenger RNA, 849 nt
Organism: Brettanomyces bruxellensis
Lineage: Eukaryota; Fungi; Ascomycota; Pichiomycetes; Pichiales; Pichiaceae
Exons: 1
Coding region: 1-849 (282 amino acids)
Biological process (GO): SRP-dependent cotranslational protein targeting to membrane; SRP-dependent cotranslational protein targeting to membrane, signal sequence recognition
Cellular component (GO): signal recognition particle, endoplasmic reticulum targeting
Molecular function (GO): 7S RNA binding
Source: RefSeq, a predicted model, not a curated record